UGCUGAGCCACUCCAAGGCUUCUGCAAGAACAAACAGAGCUUCUCACACAAAGACAUCCCCCGCCAUGGAGGCAGGGUCAUUUUUGGCUUUCCAGCAUGACAGAACAGACCUCCUAGCUGCUCUGGAGAAGCAGAGCCACACUGGGGACUUUGCCCAAGCUCCAUCAGCUGAGAAGACUCCCAAAGGACAAGAUGCAGAGACAAAUCCCAGGCAGUGCCCUUCUCACGCACACAUCGAAGAAGUCCUGCCUGACAGGAGUGACUCGGAGGAAAUCAUCACCUAUAUCUCUGAGAACACGACUGUGACUUCAGCUGAUGAGGAGAAGCUGCUGCUUCUCAACAGGAAUACAGAACUGCGUCGAAUCAACAAGGAGCUGAUGAAGCUAAAUCAGGACUGGGACUACAUCUAUCACUCCACCAGCCUGGGGCUGCAGCACAGAGUGAGGGUCCUGCAGGAGGAGGUGGCUGCGCUCAAGCUGCAAGCACAGAGCCUCUCUGCAAAGCUAGAACAUGAGCAGAACAAGAGAGAGUAUUAUGAACAGACCCUCUUCCAGGAGCUGAAGAGGAGCCAGUCUUUACAGGAAUAUGUGAGACACCUGGAAGGCAGACAGUUUCCCAGCCCAGGCAGGCAGGCAGCACCGGAAUCCCAAGUAUCUGCACCCCUCCCUUAUGAAGACUUCUCAGCUUCCCAGCACGUGCUUCCUACAAAGAGCUCAAAGGAGAAUAUACCAAGCCAGUGCCACACACCAGCUCCAGCUGCCUAUGGCCGCAAGCCCGAGGAGUGUCAGUGCUUAGCCCCACAGAGCGUAGCUGGGAUGGCAGUGGCUGCAGAGAAAGAGGUCUCUGACCUCAAGGACCACCUGGAGGCCCUGAAGUGCCAGACAGAGAUCUAUGAGGCAGAUUACAGGACUGAGCAAAAGGAUCGGCAGCGAAUCAAAGCAGAGAACGCAAAGCUCAGGCAGAAGGAGGAGGAGAUGAGGCAGCAGAUGGCCUUGCUGGAGGAGCAGCUGAAGAUCUUUGAGGACGACUUUCGGAAGGAACGCUCAGACAAGCAAGUGCUUCAGCGCCUCCUGAAGAGAAAGCCUGAGGCCAAGAAGCCUGUCCCGCCCCAUCACUGCAGGGGUCAGGAGAAGCCCUCAAAUGGUUCCUGUAGCUGCAGCUGCCACAGCAAGAACCACCAUCACCAGUGACAACAGGCGUGCACAAUGCGUCCCCAGGGUUCGGAGGCAAAAAGCCCUCAGCCUCCCCCUGCUGCACAAACUAAAAACCAGAGCAGAGCCUCCUGAGCUGGCAA
Heteronotia binoei (common prickly gecko) is the source of this 1294-nucleotide messenger RNA. RefSeq lists its product as uncharacterized. The coding region runs from base 66 to 1190 and encodes 374 amino acids. Lineage: Eukaryota; Metazoa; Chordata; Lepidosauria; Squamata; Gekkonidae. The record is from RefSeq and is a predicted model, not a curated record. Gene Ontology annotation, biological process: cellular response to lipopolysaccharide; regulation of transcription by RNA polymerase II. The transcript has 7 exons.